This is a messenger RNA of Salvia splendens (bonfire salvia), 634 nucleotides long. Its product is annotated as splicing factor U2af small subunit A. The record is from RefSeq and is a predicted model, not a curated record. The coding region runs from base 124 to 570 and encodes 148 amino acids. The transcript is spliced from 2 exons. Lineage: Eukaryota; Viridiplantae; Streptophyta; Magnoliopsida; Lamiales; Lamiaceae.
CCUCCGACUUAAUUGUGGGAUUCUUCAAUUAUUGUUGAUUUCUCCCCAGUGACUGAUUUUCGGGAAGCUACCUGUAGGCAGUAUGAGGAGGAUGCAUGCAACCGAGGUGGCUACUGUAACUUCAUGCGUCUGAAAAGAAUUAGCAGGGAGUUGAGGCACCAAUUAUUUGGGAAGCGUAGGAGCAGACGCAGCCGUAGCAGGAGCAGGAGUCCCUAUCGGCACCGUAGUUAUGAUGACCGCUCACAUGGGAGUCGGAGUCACAGCAGAACGCAUGAUGACCGUGAUCACCAUGGAAGUCGAAGCAGGAGGCGCAAGAGCACAAGUCCAAGAAGUAGGAGGGGUAGAAGCCGAAGUCCAGGUGGCAGGAGGAAUCGUAGUCCUGUAAGGGAAGGAAGUGAAGAGAGGCGUGCUAAAAUUGCAGAGUGGAAUAGGGAGAAGGAAGAAGCAGAGCAUGCUAACAGCAAGGCAAGUGUUGGCGGUGAGGAUCGAAGAGCUGGAAAUGACGACUCCCACAUUGUGGAGAAUGAAGGAAACGAUGUACGAAGGCAGCAGAAUGGAUAUAGGUACUGACAAUAUUAGCGAUGGUAUGUUCUUGCUCCCUUUCCACCUGUGUAUUCUGGAUUUUUUCACACUG